AUUGAGAAACUGCAACAUCAAAUCAACAGCCCCGCUAGCCCCAGCCCCGUUAGCCCCGUAAACAGAACACAAGCGGAAGGUCGCCCCGCCAGCAACGUCAGCCCUACAAGCGGGGCGGGGCGGGGCGACACGGGGCGAGAGAGUCCAGAGGGAACAUCAGACAGCGAAGGCGGCGGCGGGGCAGGCAGGGCAAGCGGGCGGGAUCUGUAGCUUCCGGGUUUGUGAUGGUUGCCCCGCCAGGAAGCCCCGUAGAAGACAGUACCCCGGACUUCUGCCCCGAGGAGUCAAUUGAGGACUUACUGACAGAUGGGGCUUGCGACGGGGCUGGUGACGGGGCUGGCGACGGGGCUGGGCAGUCUAACGGGGCGGAAGUUAUCCAAAGUGACUCAAUAAGUGAUCAUAUGGAGCCCCAGGGGGUUUCCGGGGCGGGGCAGGUGUUAGAAGAGGCCCCGGUCCCUGCCCCUUGCCCCGUCAAGGCCCCGGGGCAGCAGGGGUCUGGGGACGGGGCGGGGCAGUGUCUGAACAGCAUGGUAGAGGAAGCGAGGACAAAAUUAAGGCAGACUUCUAAUAGGAGGUGCCCCGCGGCGCUGGAGGAGCGAGUGCUGCAGGCUGGGCUGAAGACGGCGGCGGGGCGAGGCGGAGCGAUGGUGAUGGAGGCGCUGGCGGGGUGGGGCGGGGUGGACCUGGCGGGGGUGGUGGCCAAGACACUGCCCCGCAUUGCCCCGAACGUCAUCCUGGCCAAGAGACAGGAGGUGGUGGCACUGGUGGUGGCGGGGCGGGGCAGGCCGGGGCGGGGGAGGGGGCGUGAGGCCCUGGUGUCGCUGCUGUUUGGUCUGCUGCGGCGGCCUGACGAGGAGCAACGGGGCGCGGUGCUGGCGGGGCUGGCUGCGUUGGGGCGGGUGUUGGGCCCGCCCCGCCUGGAGGCUGAGCUGCUUCCGCACGUGUGGGGUCAGCUGGCUCACCGGCGGCCCGAGCGGCGGCUGUUGGUGGCGGAGGCGGUGGGGUGCUUGGCCCCGCACACCCCCGCCCCGCUGCGGGACUCCCUGCUGGUGAGUGUUCUGCUGCAGGUGGUGGGGGGGGAGCGGGACCCCGGGGUGCGGGAGGCGGCGCUGACCAGCCUGGCGGUGCUGGCGGCCUUCCUGCAGGACCUGGACAAACUGCCGCUGCUCCUGGACGCCGCCAUACACACACUCCACGCGCCCCGCUCAGACCCCGCCCACCAACCCGCCACCCCAUCCCCCGGCCUGCUGCUGCUGCUGGGAGCGCUGGGGGCCUGGGCGGCGGAGGCUGGGCGGCUGCCGACGCUACUGGACGCCCUGCUGGGUCUGCUGGAGGAGCAGGUGGCCGAGGCGGGGCAGGGCGGGGCGGACGUGGCCUGCACGGUGCGGGCGCUGGCUGAGGUGCUGCCCCACCUCCUCAUGGGGCUACUGGCCUCCGCCCCACCGCUCCCCGAGGCAGCCAAGGAGGACGACAGCCCCGCCUCACCCGUGGCAGCCCCGCCCCUGGAAACCCUGCCCCCCUGCCCCACCGUGGCUGCCCUGGAGGAAUUGUGGGGUGGCCCUGGCAGUGCGGGGGCGGCACUGGCCGGCCUACACGGGGUGCUGGGUCGGGAGUGGCUGCCUCCGUGGCCGCUGCUGGAACACUUGAAGGGCGCUGUGCUUCCCCGUCUGAUCGGGGCGCUGGCGGGGCUGCAGACGUGGCCGGGGCCCGCGCUGGACGCCUUCUUGUCGCUGUUCUCGGAGGUGCCGCGCUGCCUGGGCCCCGCGCUCACCGCCAACACACUCACGCCACUCUUCCUGGCUCACCUGGACGGGGCGGACCCCGAGGCGGUGCGGAGCGGCCACACGGGACUGACGGGGCCCGUGUCGGUGGUGUACGUGGCGGCGGUGCUGGGGCGGGGCGGGGCGGGGACUUCUGGGGAGAUGGAGGGGUUCCUAGCGCGGCAGAUCAGCAUCCUGGGGCUGUGCGGGGCGCCGCUGCACGCCCCGCUGCUGUGUGUGGCCACGCUGAUGGCCGCCCCGCGCCACACUGAAGCCGUGCUGGGGGCGCUGUGGGGAGCCGUGGUGCACCGUGCCCCCGCAGUGCGCGCCGCCGCUGCCACACUGUGGGGGGCGGCGGUUGGGGGGGUGCCGGACGCAGCGCUGGGAGCCAGACUGGUGCCCGCGCUGGUCACUCUCGCCUCAGACCAUGACAUCAGAGUAAAGGCCGCCACACUCACGCCGCUCGCCACCACGCUCACCACGGCCACUCACCCGGAGGUGCUGGACAAGGUGUGGCUGCAGAUGGAGACGCUGGCGGAUGACGUUGGAGUGUGUGACCAGAAGGCGUUCCAGCUGGCCCUGGCCCACACCUGCACACACCUGGCCCACACUGCACACCCCGCCUCAUACACCACUUCCUGCUACCCCGUAUGAGCCGCAUAGCGAUGGGAGGCGGCGGAGGGGCGAGCGGGGGUGGCAGCGGAGGGCGGGGUGGGGAAGAGGUGGGGGCCGCACUACUGGAGGCAUACUCGGCCCUCACCUGCUGCCUC
This is a messenger RNA of Portunus trituberculatus (swimming crab), 2530 nucleotides long. RefSeq names its product RAB11-binding protein RELCH homolog. NCBI's taxonomy places the organism in Eukaryota, Metazoa, Arthropoda, Malacostraca, Decapoda, Portunidae. Gene Ontology annotation, cellular component: recycling endosome; trans-Golgi network. The record is from RefSeq and is a predicted model, not a curated record. Gene Ontology annotation, biological process: intracellular cholesterol transport.